ACAGUGUUUUAUCAGUGCUGCAGUGUGAGGAAGUGAGCAGCUUCAGCUGGUGAGACGCAAGAAAAUCAGUGUUUAUCUGUGAGAGUCAGAGUGUGUGUUCACACCAGCGCUGCCUCAACACACACACACACACAGAGGACAGAGGACAGGAAGGAUGACGGACGUUGAGAAGCAGCGCAUUCCUGAAGAGGUGGGCGGUGGCCCUAGUGUGUCUGCAGCUGCCUCUCCUCCAUAUCCCACUGGAGCUGGACAUAUGCAGCUGCCUCCGCCCUACCUGCCCCCUCCCUACCCCUGCGGCCCAAUCGUCCAGCCCGCUUACCCUCCCAUAGAGUCAACCUGUGCCACUGGCCUCAUCCCACCCCCAGACAACACCACUUACCCCCCCAUGCAAGGCGGCUGCGUAGCGGACAACCUGCCCCCAGAGGAGAGCAUGGCGAUGCAGGACACAGGAGCCAUGUGUCCAGAAACCCAAGGUGCCUUUAUAACAUCAUCGUUUGAUGACAACACCGUGCGGCGGGCGUUUAUCAGAAAGGUGUUCAGCGUGGUCACACUGCAGCUGCUGGUCACCUUCUCCGUGGUGUGCGUGUUCACCUUCUCGGACAGUGUGAAGACGGCCGUGCAGAAAAACAUUUGGGUGUACCUCAGCUCUUACAUCAUCUUCAUAGUGGUGGCACUGGCUCUGAGCUUCUCCUCCUCCUUAAGCCGCUCACACCCCUGGAACUUCAUCAGCCUGUCAGUGGUGACCCUGAGUCUGUCCUACAUGGUGGGAACUGUGGCUUCCUACCAUAACACAGAUGCUGUCAUCAUCGCUAUGGGCGCUACACUUGUCAUCUCCUUCACCAUCAUCAUCUUCUCCUCCCAGACUCGCGUGGACUUCACUGUAUGCAAUGGCAUCCUCACCGUCCUGGCAGUGGACCUGCUCAUGUUUGGAUUCUUCACCAUAUUUUUCUACAACAGUGUCGUCCAGGUUGUGUAUGGAUGUCUGGGAGCACUGCUUUAUUCACUGUUUCUGGCUGUGGACUGUCAGCUGGUGAUGGGUCGUCAGAAGUACAGCCUGAAUCCUGAGGAAUACGUCUUUGCAGCCUUAGUCAUCUACUUGGACAUCAUCAUGAUCUUCCUCUACAUGCUCAUGAUUCUUGGAGGCUCAAAAAACUAGCUCAAACACUAGCUUCACAUCUGUCCAUCUUGCUUUUAGCUGGUUCUAUAUAUUAAACAACUAUACGGUCUUCAAAGACAGAAACAGACUCGGUGCUGUUGUUAUCUUUCCUAUGCAUGUUCAAAACAGCUUUUGAAUAAAUAUUAUAUUACACGUUUAUGUAAAUUAGGAUACAGUGUAAACAUAUAUUCUCUUUUUGUUAAUUAAACUGAAUUAUCAGUGUCGUUUGGUUUAUUAACAAUGGCUGUAGAAAAAGUGGACUACAGAGAAAGCGCUUGAUUUCCAGGACAGAAGGGGGUACCUCAAGGGUUGAUUUUAGGGCCGUUUCUGUUUUCUUUAAAGUGCUGUUCAACUGAAAAAGAGGACAUGACGAUGCCAUCAAAUAAUAACAGAGUACUACUGUCGUUCCUGCUUUAACGUAGCACUGUCGCCUUUUAUUUAACUGGGUCUUCUCCUCUAUUAAAUAGGUACACAGUGAUAAAUGUGACUGAUUAAUUGUUGACCUCCUUUAUGUUCUAUUGUACCUUCAUUUCAAAACGGCCCACAUUUCUAUAAUCAGGCACAGUCCUGAGCAACACCAGAAUAUAAUAAUAAUAAUAAUAAUAAUAAUAAUAAUAAUAAUAAUAAUGAUUCAUUUGCUCCUGAAGUGAAAAUACAAGGGAAAAAUGGAUUGUAAAACCAGGAAAAACGGCACCACUCCUUAUGUUUGAUCAAUAAAUAUUUUCUCAAGUA
This is a messenger RNA of Pygocentrus nattereri (red-bellied piranha), 1888 nucleotides long. Its product is annotated as protein lifeguard 1. The coding region runs from base 155 to 1156 and encodes 333 amino acids. The transcript is spliced from 7 exons. Gene Ontology annotation, cellular component: Golgi apparatus; endoplasmic reticulum; membrane. Lineage: Eukaryota; Metazoa; Chordata; Actinopteri; Characiformes; Serrasalmidae. The record is from RefSeq and is a predicted model, not a curated record. Gene Ontology annotation, biological process: negative regulation of apoptotic signaling pathway.